GAGGGAGGAACUGACAGAGGGGGCGAGGUUGUCAGUGAAAAGGGAAAUGAAGGAGUAAGCAGGAUUGUGCCUGCAAUACAGAUCCACUCUGCUGACUUUCAAAGAACAAAGCCAUGGGUGGACACAAACUGCAGCAGAGAACCAGGAGCCAGUGAGAAAACAACAACCUUAUCUUUCCCAUCUAUAAACGGAAACCACUGGAUAAUUUAAAAGCCUCUCCCUCCUGCUCUGUGUGUGUGUGUGUGUGAGGCAGAGGGGGGAUUUGCUGAGCUCACCACCACCAUGCUGCGUCCUGCUGCUGUCAGUGCAGCUGUGAGUGUGUGUGUGUGUUUGCUGCUGGGCCUGUCUCUGGCAGAUGAGGACUCCUCGGAGCCGAGCCUCUGCAGCGGCUGCUUCCACAGACGGACGCCUCCUCAGGGGGGGUCCUUGGGGCUGCGCUCGCUCUGCCACAGCCUCCCCGGGGGACAGGCGUUCGCCUCGCUGUCCAAACCGUCCUGUGACACAGCUGUCUGCACGGCCUUCACUCUCAGCAUCGCAGGGACGGAGGAGGGGGGAGGGCAUGUUGAUGUGACAGAGGAAGACAACAAAGUAGCGGUACCAGCCCUUCUCAGAGGAGGGGAUACAUCUCACCCUGUCUCACCCACAGACUCCCCCCUUCAGCUCUGGGACGCCACAGUCACAACACUGGUCCGGUCCACCAUCUCUCCCAAAUGCAGCUCUUUAGGCGGAGAUCUCUACAUCCUGACGGGGGUGGGGGGUCUCGGGGCGGCUGAGGAUGGAGACGAGGAGUGUCAGAUGAAGCCUCUGUGGUCUGCAGUGUGCUGCGCCGUCCCGGAGGGGAAGAGGGGCUUCAGUUUGGGGUUAAUCACAGAGACAGGGGAAGGGGAGAGGCAAAUGAGCGUUAAAGAGCUGGAGGAGAUGCUAGGAGUGGCAGAGCUGUUCGCAGAGGGAUGUGGAGGAGCAGCUGGGGAGAUUGUUGACAUCAAAGAGGGUCUUCACAGUGAGGGGCUCCCUGGAAACCUAGAAAUAUUGGAUGCAAAUCUUACUGAUGAAAACAAAGGAGACAAAGAUGCAGAAUCAAACCCUGCAGGUGGAGGCGCUGAUGGAGAGGAGGUUAGUUCAGGUUCAAAGAAAGGAGAAGAGGCUGGUUCAGAAGGUAGUGUUGAAGAGCAGAGCGAUGUGACUCAAUCACGAUCUGUCAGAUCAGAGUCUCCUGAGUCCUCAGCCGACUAUGGGGCUGUGGAAGAACAAGAAACAGACACUAACUCCAGCUCCAUGUUGGUCUACGUCCUCUCCACCACCUUGUCCAUCCUCAAAGCUCCGCUGCGACCGGUGUUCUCCAGAGUCACAGAUUUCCCUGGACAGGUGACAUACGUUCUUCAGGAAGACCUCGGGGUUCUGUCUGCCCUGCCUAGAGAAACCUACUCUCUAUUCCACCUCCUGACCUCGGACUUCUUGUCCUGUAUGGGCUCAGCUGGAGAUACAAUCCUCGAUAUCGGUGAAAACUGCUUCUCCAACACCUACUACGUGUCCUCCUCCAUGCUGGGGGCUUUAGUGGACAGCUGCUACACGGGGGUCACCGGCGUGGGGACCCUUGCUGGAGACACUGUGGGGAUAUGUGGGGAAGCGUUGGAUAAUACUUGGUGGGUGACCAAGUUCUUCGGGGGGCGGCUGUGGGAGCAGAGCGAGGGCUACGUGGGGACGGUGGUGUCAGAGAUGGGGGGUCAGGCCACCGCUUUAGGUGGAGGGUUUGGGAGGCUGGUGUGGAGAAGUGGAAGUGCGGUGUUUAAUGUCUUUAGAACGGGAGGGGGUUUAGUGUUUGGAGUGGUGGAUGUACUCAUUGGUGGGAUGAGAAUGGCUUUGGGGAAUGAGUCAGAGUAGAAAGUCCACAUGAAGCCAUUAAACGUUUCAAUUUAUUUCUCAAUUUGUGAAUUUCUUUAAAGAGUAUGAAAAAAGGGGGUACUGUUUCACUUUGAUGUAAUUUAAUAAUAAUUAAAUAAUAAAUAUAAAUUGUAUUCAAGGCGGCUUUCAUGACACCCAAGGACAUUUGUUAAAUAUUCUAAGAGGUAAAAGCAUGAGAACAAGAUAAAAACACAAACAUACCAUCAUGGAGAAGACAAUUAAAGUGGACACAAAUGAUAGGGUCAGGUUAUUCAGGGGAAACAGAUGACAGAGUUGGCUGAUCUGAGAUCAUUUGAUACUGUAUGCCUUAGCUGUUUUAGAAGGAUAGCCAUAUGUUUUUGAGUCGAAUUUAGUGGUAUUUACACUGUAGGUCUUACACUUCACUGUGGCUGGCUGUCCAAUACAUCUGCUGCUGCGACAAGCAACCCCACUGUGAUUUAAAAACCACUGUGCACAAGGCUUUUGGAUGUAGAUAUAUUCAAAACUAUUCCUGUAUGAUAGUUGUUAUGGUUAAUGUUUGCUUACAUGUACAUUUUAAUAAAAGAGAAUGCUGGCUUAUCGCA
This is a messenger RNA of Gymnodraco acuticeps, 2465 nucleotides long. RefSeq lists its product as uncharacterized. The coding region runs from base 283 to 1881 and encodes 532 amino acids. The transcript has 3 exons. NCBI's taxonomy places the organism in Eukaryota, Metazoa, Chordata, Actinopteri, Perciformes, Bathydraconidae. The record is from RefSeq and is a predicted model, not a curated record.